Molecule: messenger RNA, 2066 nt
Organism: Fomitiporia mediterranea MF3/22
Lineage: Eukaryota; Fungi; Basidiomycota; Agaricomycetes; Hymenochaetales; Hymenochaetaceae
Exons: 5
Coding region: 75-1523 (482 amino acids)
Biological process (GO): regulation of transcription by RNA polymerase II; cell differentiation
Molecular function (GO): RNA polymerase II cis-regulatory region sequence-specific DNA binding; DNA-binding transcription factor activity, RNA polymerase II-specific
Source: RefSeq, a predicted model, not a curated record
UCCCGCCCCUUGCCCGCCCACUCGAUCCGCUCAACUCGCCUGCCCGCUCCACAUCAUCCGCUAGCACACCCCCAAUGGCCAUCCGACCAGACGAGCCCCGGGACAAGAAGCCGCGUAUCCGGCACUCCGAGAUACAGCUCACUGCGCUCAACAACCUGUACGAGGAGAACGAGCACCCCUCUCUCGAAGAGCGUGCCGCCCUCGCAGAAAACCUCGGGAUGGAUCCGAAAGCAGUUAAUGCCUGGUUCGCAAAUAAGCGAUCUGCUACUAAAAAGAAGACCCGGGGUGUUAAUCACCCAUAUAACACCCCUCCUCCCCAUCUCCGACUCGACGACGAGUACGACGGCAUGUCGUCCCGUCCUUACUCUCGUCUGUCCACCCCGCUCAGCAUGGCGGACUUCCCCUCCAUCCCGACCUCCGACAACGACGCACACCAUGUCGACAGCAGACAUGUCUUUGACAGCGAGAUUGCUGGUGCCCCUCGUCGGAUGCGCAUCCGUCCGACACCGAAGCAACGAGAGGAACUAGAGAAACUUUUCAAACUCAAUACACAUCCCUCUAGGGAGGAGCGCGAGGCACUUGGCAACAGAAUUGGGAUGAGGUAUCAAAGUGUCACAAACUGGUUUCAAAAUAUGCGCUCCGUCAUGAAGAAAAGACUCGAGGAUCAGGAAACAGAUUCCCACUCGGUACAAAGCGCUGCUACACAUAAUGACUUCGGCGCCAAUGAGUUCGGUGGCUUCAGUAGACACGCGGAACCACGCGGUUAUCCGACACUUCCCCCGGCCGCGUCCCAUCCUUCGUUAUCUGCACCCAUGCCUUCGCACGCCCCCGCCGCCCGUGCUGCGCCCCUUGUUCAGAUGCAAGCGCACGAUAGCUAUAGACCAUUCUUGACAGCGCCGCAGCGACGCCAAGGGAACCCUGGUCCCUUGACAAGACCCCGAAGAACCCGGCCUGAGCCACAUCAGCUGGAAGCGUUGAAGAAGCUUUUCGCGAGAACGGCAAACCCGUCAAUCGAGGAAAGAGGUGCGCUGGCACUUGAAAUCGGAAUGGAUGUUGGCAAAGUGACAAACUGGUUCCGUAAUCUCCGUCAGACGGCAAGAAAGCGUGCGCAGAAGGCAAAUACCGAGGAUGGAGACGAAAGUAUGGACUACGACGAUUCGGCACCCGUGUCCAGGGCUAGCACGCCUCUGUUCCCAUCUGCCUAUUCUUCUUCAUCGGUUUCCGUGGAUGGUGAUGUGGAGCAUAUGGAAUUGGACGGCGGACGCUAUUACGGGAGACAGCAUCAUCAACCGCAUUCCGAUGGGGGUAGCGAGGAAGACUACGAAGAAGCCGUUACUCCACCUCCCGCUCCCCGCACGACUGGGAGAAGACGCAUGGACGUCGGAUUUCUCACCGGUUCGAAUGACGAUUUACCGAUACCACCGCACUCGUCAAAGAGCACUUCUUCGACAUCCUCUACCGAUGCCCCUCGCGUUGAGGAUGCCAUGUUGCUAUUAAGUUUUUCCCAGCGUAUUGUGCAUUGAUAUACAGACACAAUCGGACCUUGCAUCAUCCUUGACUCAUUAUCUAUAUUUGCAAUCCUCAAGUCUCAUACACGGUGUUGCUGCAUUUUUGAUAUCCCCGUCCUUACAUCAUCAUGCUUCCAUGUCGCUAAUGUUGUUUUACUUGCCGCCCCAUCUUUGUUACGGACACUGCUUCUUCAUCAGAGCUGUAGUUUUACAGCGCCUAAUUUGUCUUGUAAAGACCUAGGGUGUCCUUGGCGGGCUCCUGUUUCGUGUUUCCCGUGCCCCUCUAUUCUGCUUCACGAUGAUGAUACCAACCUUCAAUUCUCUUUGGAUGGGUGGCUUCUCCAUGGUACCCGCCUGGGAUUGCCACACCACCGCGCUUACGCCGGAUGAUAAGUACACAACCUCCUUAUUGCGGUCGUUUCGACGAUCACAAUUAUUUGUCCUUCUUUAUCUCUUAUCCGGCUCUCUUCUUAUCCUUCCUUUUGGUCUUUUCCGCCAUACAUGCUUGCAUUGCUUGACCGUCUUGGCCUACUUUUUGAGCACCGUGUUCUUCGAUUC